CUUUUCUUAUUGGCUAGAAACUGAAUUUCAGACAAAAGCAAGUUUCAACUAAUAACAUCAGUGUUAUGGAGUCGCUGCAUCUAGUAGAAACACUACUCUCUGGGCUCCAUCACCACCCUCGUACGAACGCCAACAGAAACAGAGUAUUCAGAUCCGUGAAGGUCUUCAGCAACACAAGAAAGUGUCAGUGUUUUGAUCUCCACGACAAGCUGGUUCCGUACAAGAAAGCUUGGACAUGGCAGAAACGCAUCGUCGAGGAGAAAAAAGCAUUGAUUGAUGGAAACCAAGACUGUCCUGACACUGUGAUUUUACUACAACACUCUCCUGUUUACACAAUGGGAACUGGCAGUUCAGAGGAUUAUCUCAAUUUCGACGUAAAGGAUGCUCCUUUCGAUGUGUAUCGAACUGAGCGUGGUGGUGAAGUCACUUACCAUGGCCCUGGUCAGCUAGUUAUGUAUCCUAUAAUCAAUCUUCGGAAUCACGAGAUGGAUCUUCAUUGGUACCUCAGGACGCUUGAAGAGGUUGUUAUUAGAGUUCUUUCCUCUGCUUUCUCUAUCAAAGCUUCUCGUAUUGAUGGUUUAACUGGAGUUUGGGUUGGCAACCAAAAAGUGGCGGCUAUUGGUAUUCGUGUGUCGAAAUGGAUAACGUAUCAUGGUCUGGCUCUAAAUGUUGCUACUGAUCUAACACCAUUUAACUCUAUAGUUCCGUGUGGGAUUAGAGACCGACAAGUUGGGAGUAUAAAGGGUUUGCUUGAAGGUGGAGAACACGGAGAGGUUGGUGAUUUGAGGUUGAUAGAUAUAGCUCAUGAGUCUUUACUUAAGGAGUUCUCUGAAGUUUUCCAGCUUCAAAUCGAAAAGCAAACAGUUUCAGAUCUUGAUAUUCUGAUAGCUGAGUCUUUCAAAGGAUUGGAUUGACAAAAAGUCUUGCAAUCUCUGCAACAUUCUUGUAACGUUUUUAACAUAAAGAUCUUAUCCACAGUAAAAGGUUUAUUGGCAGUUUGUGCCAUUGUCUGAUUUUUGUAUGAGAUUGGUCUCUCUCUACUUCUCUUUUGCAUUGUUAUGAUUUGUGAGAUGGCUUGAAAGAA
Messenger RNA from Brassica oleracea var. oleracea, 1084 nucleotides. Its product is annotated as plastidial lipoyltransferase 2-like. The record is from RefSeq and is a predicted model, not a curated record. Gene Ontology annotation, biological process: protein lipoylation. Gene Ontology annotation, molecular function: lipoyl(octanoyl) transferase activity. Gene Ontology annotation, cellular component: mitochondrion. Bases 66 to 914 code for a protein of 282 amino acids. The transcript is spliced from 4 exons. Lineage: Eukaryota; Viridiplantae; Streptophyta; Magnoliopsida; Brassicales; Brassicaceae.